AUGGUGGUCACAGACACGCUAAGUCGUGCAUAUCUCAGUAACACAUCAACACCUGAGAUUGAUACCUCUGACAUGACACGCCAUGUUCAUUUCGUAAUAUCGAAUCUUCCGAUUAGUGAUGACAAGCUUCUCAAGUUUCAGCGCGAAACCUCACGCGAUCCUGAUUUAGAGAAACUCCGGGAGCAUACAGAAAAAGAAUGGCCCCAGCAGAAGAAAGAUGUUGAUUCUCUUGUACAUCCAUACUACAAAUAUCGCGAUGAAAUCACUGCUGCAAAUGGUCUGCUUCUGCGAAACGAGCGCAUCAUCCUUCCCACUACAAUGCGCCAAGAAAUGCGUACAAAAAUACACGCAGGCCACCUGGGCAUUGAAAAAUCACGAGCAAGAGAAGUUCUCUUUUGGCCAGGCAUGUCAACUAAAAUAACAUAUGAUAGGAAAUUGUAGCAUCUGUUUAGAAUAUAGAAACAAGCAACAAAAAGAGCAUUUGUGACCUUCUCCAGGAAAACGUACACUAACGGUUUACCGUUUAACGGCUUAAAGCGUUAAGAAUCCAUUAACUAAGCGUUAAAACGGCUUGGGAAAGCGUUCAAGCCGUUAGUAAAACCGUUUGAAAAAUUUGCCUUGCGUUAGAAGCAUUAGAGAAACCAUUAAAGGCGUUAGUCAAGGUCAUUCAAAGUGUUAGAAAAAGUCGUUUGAAAUUUCGUUCCAGGAUGUUCAAAGCGUUCGGCAAAGUCGUUAGAUUUGCAUUCUAGGACGUUUAAUGAGUGAAGUUCUUUUGAUUAUUCUGUUUUAUGUCCUUUGAAAUUAUAAUCGUUGGGUUAUCGCUCUACAUUCGUUAGAUUAUCGCCCAAUCUGUACUUGGUUAAAACCUGCAAAACAUACGUUUUCUCACACUUUCAUGCGUUUGUAAACACACGAGCAUUAAAUUAUUUUAAUCCCUCACGAAAUUCCCGACCAACCCUGGAUAAAAAUUGGUGUUGAUCUGUUUAACUUAAAGAGUAAGAAUUAUCUACUAGUAGUAGACUACCACUCUAAGUUUUUUGAGGUUUGCUUGUUAGCAGACACGUUAAGUUCAACUAUUGUAACUCAAAUGAAAUCAAUUUUUGCACGUCAAGGAAUACCAAAGAUUGUAGUUUCUGACAAUGGUCCACAAUUUUCCUCCUAUGGCUUCGCCACAUUCGCAAAGCAGUGGGACUUCAAACAUGUCAUGUCAAGUCCCACAUAUCCACAAAGCAAUGGUAUGGCUGAACGAACUGUGCAGACAGUCAAAAAUCUCAUCAAAAAAACACUGCAAGAUGGUGAAGACCCAUAUUUGGCGCUCCUCAAUUCUCGCACAUCUCCUACAGUGGAUGGUGGUCCUUCACCAGCUUUCAAGCUCAUGCAAUGGAACCCAAGAACCUUACUACCAUCUGCAAAGCCAUACCGCGUCAAAGCCCCUAACUAUUCAUCAGCAUACUACAAUCAAGGUGCAAAGUCCCUACCAAGCCUAAGUGCACACGAUACUGUCAGAAUCCAGAACGGAACCUCAUGGGCUACCAAAGGCAAAGUCAUUGAACCACUUGAAUAUCCACCUCGGCCCUACACUGUCGAAACUGAAAGCGGACACAGACUUCGCAGGAACAGGCGUGACCUACUAAGCACCAAAGAGGAGUUUACUCCAUCUCCAAACAUCGGGAUCACUCAGCCUUCAACAAACACAUCCGUAGAACAAGAUCAACACUCCACUGACCCGCACUCCACCUACGGUGAGGAGUCACAGCCAGCACCCACUCCAAUAUACACACGAUCCCGUCGACAAGUGAUCAGACCGAUCCGAUUUAAGGACUCUGUAUGAACACAUAGUUAUACAAUAUUAUAAACCUCAUAGUCGUAUACCAUAUAUAUGCAACAUGUAUUCAACUGUUAUAGGAAAAGGGGGAUGUCAUGAUUGUUAUGUAAUUAUGUAGUUGUCAAAGGUAGUUUACCUAAUUAACCAAUCAAUCAUGCCGUUUAUAUCAGGUUAUAGUUUUGUACCUAAAGGUUUAGACACGAUAGAAUAAAUCCAUUCUUCUGUCCAAACUUCUGGUCUGAUCUUUAGAGUAACAAAUCAUGUCUGUUAGGACUGAAUAACUUCAGUUUUAUUCGGUCUUGACAAGUGUAAAACCUUAUACCUAAAUUUUAGUGUCCCCAAUUUAAGUUGUGCUGCUGAGAUUAGGAGCUAGGUAAGAAGAGCCAAGCCAAAUUUAGUAAUAACUUGUUUUAAGCAUUAAGAGCCAGCUUAGUCCACAAAACUCAACAAAAAUGUACACAAAGCUAACAGCACAAAUCUAAACAUGACUUUGAUGACUGAUAUGCUUGAAUUUUAAUUAACUGCAAAAUUUUCAUGUUAUAACUUGCACAAACAUACCAACACUUCCAUAUUCAUUAAUAGGACAAUAGUCUAGAUUGGAGUGAUAUUCUUUCACAAGAACACACUUCACAAUGGAACAUGCACUUGUUUUUGUGCAUUAAAAAAUGUCUCUUAAUAAAAUUUAUCUUGUUACUGCACUAUAAAUUUCUCCAAAAUGCAUAUUACCGUAUUUAUUCGACUAUAAGCCGAUCUUGGCUAUAAGCCGAGACCCCAAACUUUGAACGUGUGAACUCGGCAUAACGAGAACCAAAAAUAAAUCGAAAACACCCAGCUAUAACCCGAGACCCAUUCAUUAUAACAAGACUGAAUUGUUAACUACGGGAAAACCUAACAUUUUCGGAAAAAAAUCACAUUGAUUGUCAUAAAUGAGGCUUAGACGAUAACACAAAUAUAUAACACGCGUAAACAAGAGAUGUAAUGGUGAUUUAUUAUGCAAAAAGCUUCCCUCUUAGAAAACACACGCGAAUUAAUAAAUAUUACCCGUAACUAACUAUUCAAUUGAAACGCAAUGAAUCAUAACUCAGAUGAAUUAAUGUGAUCCAAAAAAUGAAUUUAAAACUGUGUUGUUAAGCGGCAUCACCAGUACCUAGACAUCCGUAGCGUCUAUCAAACAAUCUCGUGUUCGCAAUCGUUUAUUUCAAGUCAAGUUGUCAUCAUGCCCAAGGCUCAUCGCACGUCAUACAACCUCGCGCUUAAACUUAAAAUAGUCGCCGAAGCAGAAGCUGUUGAAAAUAACUCUGAAAUCGCCAGAGAAUAUGGCAUCAGUGAGUCCAUGGUCCGUCGCUGGAGGAAAGAUCAAGCGAACCUUUGUAACGGCGAGAUUAAAUUGUCAGCGAAACGGAAGACGAUGGGAUGCUUCACGCCGAAGUAUCCGGAGCGCGAUCAAAGAAUACUGGAAUAAUUUACAGAGGAGAGAAGCCAAGGUAAGUUUUUUGUCGAGCAUUGAUUUGUAUUUUAAAACAACGGAAACAAGAUCACGAAAUAAAUCUAUCAGCUGAUUGCAGAGUGAAUAUGAGUUGAAUGUGUGACUCUCAAAACUAUCGUAGUAUCAUGUGACAAUAUUGUGUAUGAAAGAUUCUCAUUGGCCAGUUUUCACAGAUGUCAAAACAAAUUCAAGACGUGUCAAAUUUUUAACCUUGCGAUCGUUUGGUAACCUUCUCACUUCGGUUUGCAUAGGAAUAGCUGUUAGCGGAUUGACACUACGUCUAAAGGCAAAGGAAUUCAGCGAGGAUUCUGAGUUUCAAGCGUCCCUCGGCUGGUACCAGAAAUGGAAACGCCGCCAUUCCGUCAGCCUUCGCACCAAAACAACACUCGCUCAGCGUCUCCCAGAAGACUUGGAGCAGCAAACAGUCAAGUUCCAUCGAUUUGUAAUCACAUCCCGUCAGCGUCACGGUUACUCCCUAUCAAGAAUCUUUAUCUUUUCCGUGAAAACACAUUAAAUUUAUCAAACGCCUCCUUUAGGAGCCACCACAUUCUUAAAAGUUAAUAACCAACGAUUGCAUAUUGUGUUUCUUUACUUUAGCUCGGCUUAUACGUAAAUACAUCUCGAUUUAGUAGAGUUUCCAUGCGCCGGAAAAAAUUUUUUUUCAAAAAACUUUCGGCUAUAAGCCGAGACCCCCUCUAGAGCCCAAAUUUUAAUUCAAUUCAGUUUUGAUUUGUGUAAAAAUCGCUCGGCUUAUAGUCGAAUAAAUACGGUACCUACUAUUACUCUGUAAUUAACUUUAUGCAAAAAGGUCAACAAACAAGAGAUCACAUUUCUUUACAAAAACCAUUUGAUGAUGUUUCCCAGCUGCCAGUUACUCUCAAUACCAACCUCGGUAAUUAUUACAAAGGCUUGAACUUAAGAAAAGCCACAACUGCAAUUUAUUUCCCCCGAUUGAUUAAUUGCUGGACCUUACUUUUUUCUUUUAUUUGAAUGGACUUUUAAUUGUACCAAAUUAUCUUAUUUAUAGGGUUGUAUUCUAGAGGGAAAUCACAUGUUUUAUGCCUGUCAGUUGCAAUACAACUGCUUCUAUCAUUAUGGAAUGACGAGGAAAGAUAUGGCGAUCAUAUCCCUGAAACAACUGACCAAACCGACGACUUAGAUGAUGACAUCAACAACGAUGUUGCACAACACAUUGAUGCCACAGACGAAAGUGCUGCAGAUAGUGACAGUGAUAUCAACAAUGAUGCUGAACAAGACAUCAAUGGCACAGAUGAAACUGAUGACGAUGACAGUGAACACAUCAUCCACCGCAGCGGAUUACCUCAGUAGGACCAACAGCAGUCAACAUUGCACACAGCAUUGUUGACACAUGCCUCUCCCAGUUAUGUGAGUUUUCCCAGUUGGUUUUCUUGUAUUAGAAAGAAUAUAGACAUAUUACACUUCUUGAAACAAUGCAACGCAACAGAAUAGAAAGCCAAAGGAAUAUUAAUCCUAUUACCUUAAUUGCAUCUUGUCAUAAAGCAGAAUCUAAUACUGCAGUGCACCAAGUGAACAAAGCAUGACAAUAAAAUUAGUCCAUAAUAAUAAUUGUGUAAUAUAGUAUUGUACUAUCAAUUUCACAAUUUUAAUUAAAUCAUAAAUUGCCUUCAUUCAAUUUACAUGCAUUACAUUUUGUAACAAUAUUAUAAAGCUGACAACAGUCUCCUAUGAUAACAUUUUAAGUUGUUAACUUGCUACUAAGCUAUAAGAAUAUCUAGCAUACUGUGUGUUUGGACCUUUUCUUAAUCAAAUUAUGCUAAAUUAAUAUAUUUUAUCUUUCCUAAUUCCAGCAACGAGCAUCACAAUGAUUAUAUACGUCGUCAAAACAAUCAGCCAAGCCCAAACAAGAAAAGAAAGCGUCAAUGAUUGGUGACAACAGAAGCAUAUAUACUACCAGUGGAUGCCAUUUUUGUGUCAUACUUUUUAAUGAAUGAUUUUAAAAAUACAUAAUUCUUUUUAUCAGUUACAAGGUGUCUUGAAUUACAACAAAAUUUCUUCUCUACAAGUUUUUGACAUAUUUACAUACAUAAACUUUCCUUUAAGAAAUUGUCACAUUGUUUGUUAAUAAGUUCAUUCCAGUUCAUGUUUUUGAUUCAAUCGAAGAAACUUUCCAUUUUAAUGACUGUACACCUUCAAUGACAAUAUAAACAAUUUAUCUGAUGAAACAAAUGUGUGUGGAAACAUCCACAGUAGAACUUUGUAUGGACAUAUAUAUAUAUAUUUUUGGAUCUACUACCACAAAAAGCUAGAAAUUUAAGUUUUGAUGGGUCCUACUUUCUAUCUUCUUUACAAUUUGAUUAAUCAGUGAAAACAGUCCUUUCUCAUGUUUACUCAACAGUCAAUAAAGUAUUAACAACACUACCACAAUGUUUAUUCAAUCAGACGGCUAUCGAGAGAAUAGAUCAAGAGAAGGGAAGAAAAAAGAGAACUAGCACACCAAGGGGAAAUGAGGUCGAUUAUGAAUGAAAAAAUUUAUAUCCACGAACUUGCCACCAAAACAAAGUUUUAACAUAGCCCACAAUAGAUCCAAUUGAAAGCUUUGGUUACUCUGUGUACUCCAGUUGUAUAUGAGAAACAAAGUGGUAAUUAAAAAUUAAUUCCUCCAUACAGAAUGGGCUCUGAGUCAAUAGCCCAUGAGACCGAAAGCUAAGUGGGCUAUUGACUCACAGGUAUGAGUGGUGGAGGAAUAAUUUGUUCUACUAAACUCCAACUAGUUGGUCAUAUGUAUCGAAAAAAAACAUCUUUAGCCAGCAAAAUGCGAUUUAGCCACCAUGGUUAUGGUUUUCAAAGCUGGGGCGAUUUUCUACUAGUGGGCUAUAGGUAUCCACGAGCUAAAAAUGAUUUGAAGACACAACAACUACCCAGUAAGAGAGUCCACAGGAAGAUAGCAAAGAAGAUAACAUAUACAAUUGCCAUUCCAAUAGAUUGUAAUUUGGACUUAUUUCCUUAAUCCUAAUAAUGCUAUCACAGAGGGCUAUGCUGAAAGGCUUGUUAGAUUUACCCGCAAAUGGAACAUCUCCACUUUAUGUUAAAGAUGGUUCUGGAAUCACUGUUAGGACACAUCAUGCAGAGAUCUGCACAGAGGGUGGCAGGCUCCCUUGGAACAAUAGAUAGAGUUAUGGAUGGCAUCCAGAAAGAGAUGGGCUUGAAGAAGGAGCCAGGGCAUCAUAAAAUCAAGGACCCUGAACAAGCUGUCAAAGUCGUUGCUACCGACCCUGAUACUGGUUCCCCCAAGUAUUGUGGUUUAUCAACUCAUACUAAUGGUUGGCCUGUCAAUAAACUAAAAGCUGUAACAGUAGUGCAUUGUACUGAACUAUAAUUGACCCUGAAAAUUGGUAUGUUAGACCCUUAAUUUCCCUUUAUAAAAUUGUUGGUGAAAAUGAUACUGUCAUAGCUGUUACUAUUGAACUGUUAUAAAACAAUAAUAAAGAUUAAAGGUAAUUAUUCUUUUUCAAUCUGUUGCCGCUUGGUUACUAUUUCAUGUCUGACCAUCUCCAAAACAGGUUGAUUGUUACUUUUGGAGUACCACUUUUCUUUUUUUAAAGGCAACCCACUCGUUUUAAUCAUAACAAUGUUACUAGGGAUGAAUCACACUAUUUUAUCUCAAUACAUCAUUGCAACAUUUUCGCGACACUGCUUCAAAUUCUUACAUUGUUUCAACACUGAUUUUUGCUCUAAAAGCAGUCGUAGCAAAUCAUCUUGUGGUAUGUGCAACAUUGCCGCCAGCAACAGAAAAAUAACUAAAGGUAAAGAACGUUUGUAUUGAAAUUAUUUUUUACGCCACACAUGUACCCUUUCCCUUCACAGGGUUGGUUGUCAGGUAAAUGCACAAACAAGGUAUAUCACUAACUCUGCUGAAGUCAUGUAAGUCAUUAAGAGUCUCGGCAACAUUAAAGAAACAGAUUGAGUUUAAGCAAAAAGCUGAUAUGUGAAUGAUCUAAAUGCCUCUUAAAUAAUUUUAAAAGAUUGCAAAGUUACAUACAAUAGUGAAUAAUAAAUAAAAAUUACAGAAUGGCGUCUCCAACAAAGAAGGAAGUGGAAGAUUUAAUACGAUAUGUUGUAAACAGAGCUAAAAGAGAAAUAAACUCCAACAAGAUGUUGCUGAAAAAAAAAAUUACAUCCCAAGGGAGGGAGUCAUAAAUAACCAAGGUUCCCUGGGUACACUCACCUGGUAUUUAGAAGCUAAGCACCUUCCUUAAAAUUCUGGCCGUUCCCAAUAGGGCAGUUUUUUGAAGCUGUCCAAUUCUAAUCACCAGUUUCUCACUCCAUUUUUCAAGUUUCUUGGUAACACUUUCAAGGGCCCCUAAGACAACUGGAACUACAUCCACGUUUUCUUAUACCCCACAUUCUUCUAAUCUCUUAUUUCAAAGCCAGAUAUUUUCGAUUUUUUCAAAUUUUUCUAACAGUUUCUUCAGUGCCAAUGACACCAACAGUUUUUGCAGCUAUUAACAAUUCCUCUGUUGCAUUCUUAAGCUACCACCCCGAGUUGUUUUCCUCACUCCAGAUACAAGCUUCUUUUAUGAAAUUCACACACUGAAGCCAACUGUUAUUACUGAGUGGCCAGAAGACAAAGAGCAAGUGCCUCUCCCCAUCAGAGUGUACUGGCGCUAUCGAGACGAGAUUAAAUUGAGUGCCAAUGUCCAUGCACAUUCAGUUUCCUCUGCAGUUCAACGUGUUCAAUGUCCGUUUGGUCGUCACUGGAUCAUGUGUAACCCUUUUCAAGGGUCAAAUUCCCUACGGGGAGCUAAUAAUCUCUUUCGAGAGAUCAAAAAUUUCCUUCAGGGAGCUAAAAAUCUCUUUCGAGAGAUCGAAAAUUCCCUUUGGGGAGCGAAUAGUCUCUUUCGGGAGAGCGAAAAUUCCUUUCAGGUAGAAAUUUAUAAUCGCCUUUGCGAGGCAAAGAAAUCCAGUACUGUUCCUAGCACUCACUUCUUUUGGGAGACAACGGACUACCUCGUUUUGGAAGCUAUGAAUAAGGCCAUAAUAAGUCCUGUAUUUGUUGAACAGACAUCUAAUUGAGCGUGUCGAGUGUUUUUGUCCAAAUACUUGCCAUUCCUAAGUUCACUAUAGAUUAAUAGUUUCUGUUGCAUUUUAUGCCUACGUUUCAAAUUAGAACUUUGCUUUCAGUACUUUACGUAUAGAACUUUGCUGCAUUGCUUUCAGUACAAAAGUUGUGGUUCAUGUUGUAAGAUUAUAUAAUAUAUUGUUUAUGUUAGAAUAAACUUACAGUUCUCUUCACACAAAAUGUUUGUGGUAAAAGGUACCAGCUUAAUCCCUUCUCACCAGUAUUCUGUGCAAAGAUGUUUACAAAGUUUUCUUUUUUAUCCCUAUUCUAUUUCCACUCCUCCCUCUUCGUUUUUAUUUCAGUCUUAUUUUCUUUUCUUCAAUUCUUUUAUAUUACAUUUCUAUACCAGUACUGCAGUAGACACAUGCAGUCUUAGGCUGCCUAUUUUUACUUUAUUUUAUUAGCUUCCCCUGUUACUGAACAAUGAAUAAUAAAUAAAUGCUUAAUAGGCAGGGGUGCCACAACAGCAGUUAGCCAAUUACAGUGGUCCCAGGAUAAUGGUCCACAGUUAAUCAAGCGUUCACACAGUUCGCCUCCACCUGGGAGUUUAAGCAUGUAACCUCGUCACCACAUUACUCUAAAUCAAACAGAAAGGCAGAAUCAGCGGUUAAAGUUGCCCAGACCAUAAUCAAGAAAGCUCUCAAAGAUGGUAAAGAAAAGAUCAAAGAAAACAAGCAGAAGGCCAAAUACUAACAUGAUCACACAGCCAAGGUACUCCCGGAAAUUGAAGUCGGACAGGAAGAAAGGAUUGCACCUCUUGAAUGUAAUCAGACCCGGAAGAGUGGCAUAUGUGUGAAAAAGUAUGCAGAUCAUUCGUAUCUAGUUAAGACACCUCAGGAAACAGUGCAUAGAAAUAGGAAAAGCCUGAAGUCAGCACCACCGUUAUGACAUACUCCUCCCCCAACAGGAUGACUCCCGACACCCUUCAGCGUCCCCCAGAGUCUGAGCAGACAGAAGGUCGUACUCUGACGUCACUGCCAAAUUUUCUUGGAUGGAUAGAUUACCAAAUUUUCUUAGCUGUGGGGCUCUGCUCAGGUGCACAAAAGCGCCAGCAAGAAGCUCAGCUAUUAUAACACCACAAACAGCAAAAAACACAAGACGACCUCUAUGAAGAAAUAAGAAAGAACAAAACUUUGAAAGCAGCAUAGCAAGGUUGCAAUUCACAGAGUUCAUAAGGAAAUGUGAAGUCUCUAAAGUUGGGCCAAGUGUGCGCGCUGCCCUGACAACCAAACCUCAGUUAGAUGGAAUGGGUAUGGGUAUUUCUCUAUCCAUCAUAGGCAAAGAAAACAUGCUGUGUAAACCUUCUUGGCUUACCAACCCUGAGCAUUAUUGCAAAAGAGCAUGCUUGAUGGAUGUUAAUGUUUCCAAAGCAUAAAGUAACCUUUGUGAAUGAAAAAGUUUAAAAACAAACAGGAAUGAAAAACUGCAGCCUUUUUUGCACUAGCAUUUGCAGCAGAUUUGUGCCAUGGCCUUGACCCAGUGAACAAAAGGUAUGUCAAAAAUACUUUGCGCAGCCACUACAUCAGUUGCCUUGAAAGCAGGGCGAUAAGCCAAAACUAAGUGAAGAAAGCCUCUACACUUUGUUGCCAACAAGACACAAAUUGCAAUUUACUGCACCUGCAGACUACCAAAUGAUCAAAACAAAUAUGUUGAGUGCUUAAAAUGCAGAGUGGUAUCAUCCUACAUGUGUUACCAUACCAGCAUGGGCAUUUCAUUCCAACUUCCAACAAAAAGUGGAGAUGUGACAAGUGCAAAGAAGCUGCUGGAAAACUUAGAGAAAAUAAAUAUCACACACUUUAGGCUCUUUAAAGAACUACUAAGACAUUAAGUGGGUAAUGGCACCUUCAAGGUAACAGGUCAUUUAGCCUCAUCUUGUGAUCUAGCCCUGGAUAUUUGUGAGUAAUACAAGCUCCAAAGCUCCUGAGUAGAGAGUUGGCACUGCCGCGCUUGGUUGCCUCAAAUUUUUGGAAGUAAAGGACGAAACAAAAUCAGACUUGUCUCAAGGAACUCAGAUCUCUUCAUCGUCAAGCGUAAGCAAAUUACUAGCCCUUAAGGCCCAAAGAGCUCCUCUAGAGCAAAAGAUAAUAAUUGCUGAUACGACAAAAGAACAAGAGAAAACCCACGGUAAGCUAAAACAUAAACAAGCACUAAGUGAGACACUCAACAGAGAAGCAGUUUAUCAAGUAGCGUUAAAUGUGAGAGAUGAAAACAACAAGGAUGAGUCGCUGUCACAGGUGGUCCCCAAUGGCUUAGGAAGAAUCAUGCACAGUUUUUUGUACGCACAAAAACCUCUGAAACGACAAAGUCCUCAGCAAGUAUCAUGCAAACAUCAGUUUCUGUCAAACAAUCUCUAUCGCUCAAAAAGCAGACACAAGUCUCUUAAACACAGCCCUCAAGAUCUGUCACGCAGUCAUCGAGUUUUGUAACACAGUCUUUAACGUCGAUCACACAUGGCUUUCAGUUCUCAACACCAAAGGUGAUCAUGUAUAUGAUUUUUAUCUUCAUACAGGAUGUUACCCAGUAUCCGGACACUUCAGUUAAGCAUCGCAAUAACUUUCCUUUGUUAGUCGCGAGAGCUCUGAAAUUUGGCCCAGAGAAAGUCUAUUUAGUCCUUAAUAUGAAGAAAGACAGUGGUUUGCUAGCUCAAUUAACCAAUCUGCAAACAAUUUUUUUUCUUCAUUUUAUAUUUUAAAAAAAAAGCUUGGGGAAGGGACCUCAAUGCAAAGGUCAAAGGUCACUCUUCCAUUUAGUCUGACCUACAGUGUUGAUUUCUUCAUGCUCAGUCCCUACAGACCCUACACUAAUUCCUCCUACUUUCACAUCUCUCAAUCCUGUUGUGACAUUUUUCAGACCGUUGCAACCCCAUUCUAGCAGUCACAACUGGGGAAAGUAUGAGAAUUCCAGGUUCGACUCCAAUGAUUUUGGUUAUGCAGUCACGCGAAACAAGUGGCGCACACGAAAUCAAGUUGCCUCCGAAUGAGUGAAGAAAAUGUACAUACGGAGUUGACUAGAAUUACAUUUUACAACUAUAUCGCAUAUCUUAAGCUUUAAUUAUAGAUAUAGAUGUGAAAUAGAUCUUAUCCGGAUAAUGUACACAGCUAAUUCAUUGUUUCUGAACAGCAAAGACAAAACUGUCCGGAUACUAGGCACCUGACAUCAAUACUUAGUGAAUGUUUCUGGGAUCCGUUAUUCCAAACAAAUCGAAUUUCAAGAAGAACUAAUAAACGUUCUGAGAACCUGAUUUCUUUAAGUAUCUUCACUUUAAUUAUAAACCGUUUCAUUGAAAAUAUCACAUAUUACCUACCCUUUUCCGAGCAGCACUAAUUUUACUGCACAGUAAACAGCGUAAAUAUUAGCCAUGAAAUGUUUAUUGACCUGAACAGAACGGGGUCUUUUGCGACUGUUUUGCAAGCUUUCAACUCGACAAAACCUUCAUCUUAAAGCCGAAAUGUUCAGCUUUUGUUCGAAAUACUUCGUUCACCGAUAUCUGAAAAGGGCCCCUCAAAAAUUGAGCUUUUGUUUUAAGUGCCCGGAUACUGGGCAACAUACUGUACUCGAUUCCAAGUUUCAUGUAUUUUUUUUUUUGGACGCAGUAUGAAUAAAAAAUGUCAUGUAGAAAAUGCGAGGGGUACUUUUUACAUAGUUCCUUGACUGCUUUUCAGCAAUAAUUGUUUUCCAACAUCUGUAAACAGUUGGUUCUGUGCUUAUUUCAACAGACAGCAUUCUUGAAAAAAAAAAACAUGUUUGAAUGAGGAUGGAUGAUCCUCUGUUAACUGACAUAGAAACCCGCACAUAAGAACAAAUGGAUUGAGAACACCAGACUGAAAUUUGGCCCCUAAAGCACCAUAUAUAUUAGAACCAGUUCAGUCUGAUAAAUUAACCAAGUUAUUAUAGAAUAAGGGACAGAGUGACAGAAUAAGAAAGCAAUGUAACUAUAGUUGCUGCUAGACAAUUACAAAACUAUAACAGUUGCCUGUUUGUCUAGGAUUUUUGUUUGCUUACUUAAUUAUUCAUAAUAAAAAUAUGCUAACUAAACCUCUACUAACAUGUUAUGUGUAACAUUUCUGAAACGAAGUUUAAGAACAUAUUAAGAACAUCUUUAGGCUGAUUUCUCACUAAGCACCCAAUAAAUAUGAACUAGAUCAGCCUGAACCCGAAAUCAUGUGUUCUUAUAUGCGGGUGUUUACUGUACGGCAUUUACACUGAUAGUUUCUCAUUUUUGUUCUAUGCAGGAGAUUGCCUGACAGUAACAUAGCAACGAAGAUAUAUGUACCACUACUGCCAGUGAUCAUGUUGUAGCUGAAGGGCCCAACAAUUGUGAAGUGGUUGCUCCAGUGGGGCAGUUUGAUGACGAUUUUGCUCUCACCGGUGGAAAAACUGCCAUUUCAAGUCUGGAAGAAGGAGAAAGUCAUUUUGUAAAGACCAUGGUUGUCAGAGGAACACAGAAGCCCAUAAUACUGAUUAAAUGA
Messenger RNA from Porites lobata, 12881 nucleotides. The record is from the annotation of a GenBank genome assembly. Lineage: Eukaryota; Metazoa; Cnidaria; Anthozoa; Scleractinia; Poritidae.